This is a messenger RNA of Metarhizium brunneum ARSEF 3297, 564 nucleotides long. RefSeq lists its product as uncharacterized. The record is from RefSeq and is a predicted model, not a curated record. NCBI's taxonomy places the organism in Eukaryota, Fungi, Ascomycota, Sordariomycetes, Hypocreales, Clavicipitaceae.
AUGCCUGCUCCUCCAGCGUUGGGUGCCCUGGGCAUGACGUUUACGGCCAUGCGCGCUCUACAGGCCAUUUCACUGAUCACCAUUAUUGGGCUGGCUUCGAAUUUUAUUUCCGAAAUGGUGACUGCCAGCUACGUGCCUCCGCCUGCGCUGGUCGGCACUCUUGUCGUUGCUUGCAUCACUGCUGUUUACACCGUCAUCACGUACAUUCUCUACUGGGACUCGAUGCUCCCUCUGCUGAUUUCCACCGGUGCCGAUGGCCUUUGUCUCGUCGCCACCAUCGUGGUGGCUUGUGUCGUCGGCAAGCCCGUCAGCUACCUCUCGUGCCCUUCGCUCCCCGACAAGGGCAACACAGCCAACUUCAUACACUCCCUUUUCCUCAAUCUCUCACGCAAGAACUACUUUGAGUGGGUUGACCCAGACAAGGCAACCUGCUUUGAGAUCAAGGCCAUCUGGGGCCUCAGCAUCUGCCUCUGCGUCCUCUACUUCAUGUCCGCCGUCACGUCGGCCUGCCUCUGGAAACGCAUCAAGGGCGGCAGCCGGCCCCCUCCCAAGGACUUGGAAUGA